Messenger RNA from Panicum hallii, 4681 nucleotides. Its product is annotated as protein argonaute MEL1-like. The coding region runs from base 24 to 4556 and encodes 1510 amino acids. NCBI's taxonomy places the organism in Eukaryota, Viridiplantae, Streptophyta, Magnoliopsida, Poales, Poaceae. Gene Ontology annotation, molecular function: RNA binding; protein binding. Gene Ontology annotation, cellular component: cytoplasm. The record is from RefSeq and is a predicted model, not a curated record. The transcript is spliced from 31 exons. Gene Ontology annotation, biological process: regulatory ncRNA-mediated post-transcriptional gene silencing.
UGCCGGUGGGCUACCGCGCGCCCAUGGUGCUGCCGCACCAGGCCGCGUACGGGGCGCCUGCGGCCGUGUACUGGGCGCCCGCGCCAUCGGGGCCUUCAGUCUCCUUCUCGCCUGCGCCUCGUGCGGUGGCGGUCACCAUCCGGGCGCCUCCUCCCUCGGCGUCGGCUGCUCCGGCUCCGGCUCCGCGGCAGGUGGCGCAGGGCGUCCCCACGCGGGCGUCCGAGCCGGCCUCCUCCGCGCCGUCUGCCGCGGCGCUGGCGAAGGAGGUCGAGAAGAAACUGUUCGUGUCCGAGACCGCGCUGGCGCCGCCGGCUGCGGCUGCUGCGGCGGCCGCGCAGGGAGCCGCUGCCUCUGACGCGGAGGACGCAUCGGACGUGGAUCUGGCGCCGGUCUCCAAGAAGGGGCUCGCGCACCCUGCUCGGCCGGGCGUCGGCACCGUCGGCAAGAGUGUGAAGGUCCGCGCGAACCAGUUCCUCGUCGACGUCGCCGACAACAACCUCUUCCACUACGAUGUUGCCAUUAAUCCCGAGCCAAAGUCAAGAGCAACGAACAGGGAAGUUCUUAAUGAACUCAUCAAGUUGCAUGGGAAGUCAACUCUGGGUGGCAAAUUGCCUGCCUAUGAUGGACGGAAGAGUCUGUAUACUGCUGGUUCGCUUCCUUUUGAUUCAGAGGAGUUUAUGGUUACCCUGGUUGAUCCGGAAAAGAAGGAGAAAGAAAGGGUGGAGAGAGAAUACAAGAUCACAAUUCGAAUUGCUGAAAGAACAGACAUGUACCACCUUCACCAGUUUCUGCGUGGAAGACAGAGGGACAUGCCUCAGGAGACCAUACAAGUACUUGAUGUUGUCCUCAGGGAGUCUCCGUCUUGGAAUUAUGUUACAGUAUCCAGAUCCUUUUUCUCUACUACUUUUGGUCACAGAGGAGACAUCGGCGAGGGGCUUGAGUGUUGGAGAGGUUACUACCAGAGCCUACGCCCAACACAAAUGGGGCUUUCACUGAAUAUAGAUAUAUCCGCAACAUCAUUUUUUAAGCCUGUGACAGUGAUCAAAUUUGUGGAGGAGUUCCUCAGCAUACGUGAUACCUCUCGGCCUUUGUCAGACAGAGAUCGUGUGAAGAUAAAGAAAGCACUACGUGGAGUUCGUAUUGAAACAAAUCAUCAACAGGACCAGAUUAGAAGAUACAAGAUAACUGUGGUUACUUCCAUGCCUAUGAGCCAGCUGAUAUUUCCUGUUGAUGAGAAAGGAACUAGACAGACAGUUGUGCAGUACUUUUGGGAAAAAUAUAACUACAGAUUGAAGUAUGGUUCUUGGCCCUGUCUUCAGGCUGGCAGUGAUAUGCGGCCCGUAUAUUUGCCUAUGGAGGUUUGCAAGAUUGUUGAGGGGCAGAGAUACUCUAAGAAGAUGGUUCUGCAUAACAAUUACGUGGAGGAUAAGUUUGCUCAGGAAUUUGGCAUCAAAGUCUGCAAUGACCUUGUUUCUGUUGAAGCCCGCGUGCUGCCUCCACCCUUGUUGAAAUAUCAUGACUCUGGUAGGGAGAAAACUUGUGUGCCAAGUGUUGGACAAUGGAACAUGAUCAAUAAGAAAAUGAUCAAUGGAGGAACUAUUGAUAACUGGACUUGUUUGAACUUUUCACGCAUGCCUCCUGAGGAGGUACAGAGGUUCUGUAUGGAUCUGACUCAUAUGUGCAAUGCCACUGGAAUGAAUGUCAUUCCACGUCCAUUUGUUGAAGUCAAGUCAGCUGGUCCUAACCAUAUAGAGAAUGCUUUGAGAGAUGUACACAGGAGGGCCACACAAAUGGUUGCCCAACAGGGAAUGGGAAAUCAGCUACAGCUUCUAAUUGUAAUUCUGCCUCAAGUUAGUGGUUCUUAUGGAAAAAUCAAAAGAGUCUGUGAGACUGAAAUCGGAAUUGUAUCUCAAUGUUGCUUGCCAAAAUAUCUGGAAAAUGUUGCACUCAAAAUCAAUGUCAAGAUUGGAGGGCGCAACACAGUUCUUGAGCGAGCCUUUGUACACAAUGGCAUACCCUUUGAAGUCCCAACUAUCAUCUUUGGCGCUGAUUUCACACACGCACCACCAGGAGAGAACUCUGCAUCAUCCAUUGCUGCUGUGGUGGCAUCAAUGGACUGGCUAGAAAUCACCAAGUACAGAGGUCUGGUAUCUGCUCAACCACACCGACAAGAGAUAAUAGAAGAUCUAUUUGCUGUCAGUAAAGAUCCACAGAAGGGGCACAAUGUUAAUGGUGGCAUGAUCAGGGAGCUACUGAUUGCUUUCCGCAGGAAAACAAACCGCAGGCCUGAGAGGAUAAUAUUCUAUAGGGAUGGUGUAAGUGAAGGUCAGUUCAGCCAUGUGCUGCUUCAUGAAAUGGAUGCUAUCAGAAAGGCUUGUGCUUCUUUGGAGGAAGGAUAUCUACCUCCAGUCACGUUUGUGGUUGUCCAGAAAAGGCAUCACACGAGGCUUUUCCCUGAGGUUCAUGGAAGGCGUGAUAUGACUGACAAAAGUGGAAACAUUCUUCCAGGAACUGUGGUUGACCAAAGGAUUUGUCAUCCUACUGAGUUUGAUUUCUACAUGUGUAGUCAUCCAGGUAUUCAGGUUGCCAUUAAUCCCGAGCCAAAGUCAAGAGCAACGAACAGGGAAGUUCUUAAUGAACUCGUCAAGUUGCAUAGGAAGUCAACUCUGGGUGGCAAAUUGCCUGCCUAUGAUGGACGGAAGAGUCUGUAUACUGCUGGUUCGCUUCCUUUUGAUUCAGAGGAGUUUAUGGUUACCCUGGUUGAUCCGGAAAAGGAGGAGAAAGAAAGGGUGGAGAGAGAAUACAAGAUCACAAUUCGAAUUGCUGAAAGAACAGACAUGUACCACCUUCACCAGUUUCUGCGUGGAAGACAGAGGGACAUGCCUCAGGAGACCAUACAAGUACUUGAUGUUGUCCUCAGGGAGUCUCCGUCUUGGAAUUAUGUUACAGUAUCCAGAUCCUUUUUCUCUACUACUUUUGGUCACAGAGGAGACAUCGGCGAGGGGCUUGAGUGUUGGAGAGGUUACUACCAGAGCCUACGCCCAACACAAAUGGGGCUUUCACUGAAUAUAGAUAUAUCUGCAACAUCAGUUUUUAAGCCUGUGACAGUGAUCAAAUUUGUGGAGGAGUUCCUCAGCAUACGUGAUACCUCUCGGCCUUUGUCAGACAGAGAUCGUGUGAAGAUAAAGAAAGCACUACGCAGAGUUUGCAUUGAAACAAAUCAUCAACAGGACCAGAUCAGAAGAUGCAAAAUAACUGGGGUUACUCCCAUGCCUAUGAGCCAGCUGAUGUUUGGCGUGUCAACUAAAGUAGAAGAACAUAUUCACAGGAACAUUGCCACUUUUUUGGUUAAAGUUGAGGGUACAUCCAUCUCUGUCCGACAAAACUUGAGCACCACAACAAUCAAAAUGUUGGUAGAACAUGCAUGUGACAAGAGAGGCAUCAGGAAUUACGACGGUUACCCUGUUUUUCUUGGAAAGGUCUUAGAUGAUACUAAGCUUCUCUCUGACUGCAAAGUCUGCAACAAUUGCAUAGUCGAAGUCAGGGGCAGGGGCAGGGCUGGCCGGGAAAGACGGAUCAAGUGCACAACUUUUGAUGAUGAAAUGAAAGAUAUUGAUCUGUUCAGUGUGGUUUCCCCUCUUUCUAAGACUUUAACAAACACUAAAACCCAAGAAAAGAGUGCAACAUUCUUAUCUGGGCAAGCUAAAUGGUAUGGUCGCCAAGUGUUUAUCUCCUUGUGCAGGAUGCACUUCAGAAAAAGGAGCUUGGAUGGAAAAUUUAAUGCAAGUCACAUCCUCUUUCAUGAUGGACGGGUUGUGUUUGAUGAGAGUUGCAUGGAGGUGGAUUUUACUGGACAUUCCUGCAAAAAUGACUACGGUGUGAUCGCAGAAAUCUUUAAGAAAUGGUUUCGUAUCCCUGAUAAAGCAGAGAAAGAAGGUCCAUAUCCUCUCUUUGUUGCAGGCUUGAUUCGUUAUUUAUUUGAUUGUCCAUUGGGUGAGAAAUCAAAUAGUGCUGCUGCUAUUGCAUUCCUAGUUAACCAUCCUGCAUUGACUACUUUUAUGGAUCGGAUUGGGCAAUGCACCACGCUGGAUAGCAUGGUAGACAGACUUACUGAAUUUCAGAAGUUUGAAUUUGAUGAAGCAGUUGGAAGCUAUUAUGGUUGGAGUGAAAGAGUUGAAGAUGUUCCUGCAAUGUAUGAUACUCUAGUGUAUGAUCCUUUUAGGAGGGUUGAUGCACCAGAAGAGACUCUUUAUACUGAGAACCUAAGGAGUUGCUUGAAAUUUGCUAGAAACCACUUCAGGCAUGCAAGACCUGAUCUUUCGUUGGAGAGAGUUGAAGCCUCAUUUUCUUUGAAUUUGGUGGACUUUCUACCCAUGAUACUACAAGCAAUUGUCAAGAGUUUUGAAGGACCCCCUGCAUUUGACAUGGUGACAUUGCUUGGCGACCAUGUUGCAGACAUAAAGUGCAAGAGAGAUGUAGACGCGGAGAAUCCUGCAAAAGUGAUUGCGUCUCCUGCUAAGAAGCCGAAAAUAAGCUUUUCGUUACAGAAAAAAUGAGUACGUUGGAGGUUCUCAUCUUCGUCACUUGAAGAACGUCUCUGCCGGCUCACCAACCAAGCGUCAUCUUUCUUAUCCCCGUACCGCCGUCCUCGGCUCCGGCACCUGUUGCCGCAUCUGCUACC